AUGGCGGCUUCUUUAGCAGUCCUAGUUUUCCACCCAAGCUCAACCAUUAGGUGCUUCAAACCUAAGCCAUGUUCUAGCUCCCCAGAAAGAGAAAAUCCUCCUACUUCAAAGCCUCCACAUCCACUUGAGGAAAAAAAAUCAUCAAAAUCUAGAAAGAAACUAGAUUUCCAUACAUAUUUUUCUCUCUCAAGGACUUCCUGUCACUCCAAUGCAAACAUGCUGUCUCCACCCCUUCCUCCAAAAAUGAAAAUUAACAUGCUUUCCAAUGUAGUGACAAGUCUCGUCGAAGGAGAACCUUCAAUUGGUAUCGUGGAGACCAUGUUUCGAUCAGGAUGGAGCAAUGGAGUUGGCCACACAGUUGAGAAGGUGUUGAAGGUGAAUCACAAUGAAGCUAUGCUCAAUAGGUUUGAAGAGUACAGGAAGUUAGUGAAGUCCAAUGCUAAGGAUUCUACUGGCUGGCAGAGAGUGGAGAGAGUGGUGGCCGAUGGGAAUGAGCUUCUAAGGUUCCAUGGUGCAGUAAUUACUUGCUCAUUGGGUUUUGAUGGGAUUUCAAGUAUAUGCAACAGCAAAGCUUGUGGAGUUUGUAGAGUACUUGGUUCUAGUGUUCUGGCUAAAGGCUUACCUACCAUUGCAUUUUCUUCAAACAGUUGGAAGGCACAUGAAAAAGUUACUACUAGAUGCUUUGCCAACAGAUUUUCUAGCAGGAAGGCUAUUGUAAUUUGUAGGGUGAUUGCAGGCCGAGUUGCUCAUUAUGGCAAACGUGGGAUCAAGGAGGAAGAACAGGGCGGGUUUGAUUCAGUGGUGGUUUCAAUUGAGGAAGAACUUAUGGUUUUCAAUACGAGUGCCAUCCUACCAUGUUUUGUGGUCAUAUAUAGCAUCCCUUCAUCGCCCUGA
Messenger RNA from Ilex paraguariensis (yerba mate), 894 nucleotides. The record is from the annotation of a GenBank genome assembly. NCBI's taxonomy places the organism in Eukaryota, Viridiplantae, Streptophyta, Magnoliopsida, Aquifoliales, Aquifoliaceae.